CUACAGCCUACAGCUAUCAUAGAUAGCUGUCCUGGGUUCGUGCUCUCCUCGCCAGCGAACACGAUUCCAUCGCUGGAGGGACGGCAAUCGGCGAAUCCGAUACCAACACUGCUGUCUAUGUGAGAGAGCCGCACCGAGGCUUCCCAUCAUGACGUCCGUAUCGUGGGAUGACGAGGAGAAGACGGCGGCGAGCAACGUUCGAUGGCAAGGGAGAACACACAUCAACUUUGUGGCUGGAAGAUCCAGACUGCGGACGCUUCCGGUUGUGAUCCACAUCCUGCCAAGGGACAUCGGGUGGUUUUCGGCGGAUGCAUCCCUUUUCGACGAACUUAAGCUGCUGCUUCGAGAGCGGGUCAUCUCCGCCACUGGCAAUGGCGACAAGGAUGCCGAAGCACCCAAGUCCCGAAAGCGCGCCCGAAAGGAGGAGGUAUGCAUACAGGGCGAACGGCUUCAGUUCACGUACCGCUACAGAAAGACCUUGCCCAGGUACACUGUUCUGUCUUACACCGGAGAGGACAUCGAGAGCGCCAAUAGACGCAACAGCUCCGCUGGAAGCAGCAAAGGAAAACGUUCUGUUGGUAGCAAGAGCAGCGGCGGCGGCGGCCCAGCUUUCCGCCACCUCCCCCUCUCGGAGAGCACACUACUGGUCUGGGUAUACCCGUUCGACAAAGAUGACCCAUAUCGCCCGGUUCCCAAUGAGGCCGCCCUGCAGUUCGCAUCCUCGACAUCAACGCCGGCGGCAGCCGACCAAAAACCGCUUGACGUCGAAGCCAUCGGGAGGCGUUCGGGAACGGGGACAGGGGCUACGGUUGGCGUGCAGGGGGGUCCGCGAGAUACCGGUCUGUUGACGUGGUUGUGGGGAGGUGUGGGGGAGGAAGGGGGCACCGCAGCAGGAGGUGUGAAGGGGGGCGUGAGGCAGCACUUCAUAGGCAGCGCCUCGUGGCAAGGAAAAUCACCCUCGGGGCAACGACGAGAAGAAGAUGACGACGACAUCCAGCGAGCCAUUGCCUUGUCUCUCGCGGUUGAGCCGAGAGCGGAGGGCGGCGGGGUAGAAGAGAGGGCGACUGAUCUGAAAACUUGAGCAGCAUAUGUGUGUACGACUAUUGCAGCCUUGCAGCCGUCGGGCUUCUCCAAAGUAAGCCGUGGAUCACUGUGCAUGUUGCAAGAGCCUGUCGGUGGCAUUCCAAAAUUCCCAUGACGUCACCGGGGCUGUUUCACUCUCUACGCUAGGGCUUACUCCGUGUCUUUCGCUUCGCCAGCAACUCUUUUCCUGGGAUUCGAAGGCUGGGGAAUGCUUUGCGGG
This is a messenger RNA of Ectocarpus sp. CCAP 1310/34, 1303 nucleotides long. The record is from the annotation of a GenBank genome assembly. NCBI's taxonomy places the organism in Eukaryota, Phaeophyceae, Ectocarpales, Ectocarpaceae.